Messenger RNA from Orbicella faveolata, 1414 nucleotides. Its product is annotated as F-box/WD repeat-containing protein 2-like. NCBI's taxonomy places the organism in Eukaryota, Metazoa, Cnidaria, Anthozoa, Scleractinia, Merulinidae. The record is from RefSeq and is a predicted model, not a curated record. Gene Ontology annotation, molecular function: protein binding.
CUGUGUGUAGUUGGAAUCAAAACAAACAUGGCGGGAUCUCUGGAAGAUAGAACGUUUUCACUUUGGUUAAAGAAUUUUUGCGAUACUUUUAGAACUUUAUCAGAUAUUCAGAAAAAUCACACAAUUGAAGGUAUUAUAGACAUAUGUGGACCCGAACAGCUGUGUUUUCUUUCCACAAAACUCGAAAUACUCGUAAAAAGGGACUACCUCAAAUGUUUGCCUUUGGAACUGAGUUUUCACGUGUUGAAAUGGCUGGACCCAGUGUCUCUAUGCAAAUGCUGUCUUGUGAGUAAGGAAUGGAACAAGGUUAUUCUCAGCUGCGAUGAUGUUUGGCAAAACGCUUGUAGACGGCUGGGAAUGGAAGGUCACGAUAAUUCUGAAAGAACUCCAUCAACAGUUACCACGUGGAAGCAAAUGUACAUGUCGCACUUGAAGAAUAUGAAAAAAUUAAAAGAUAUAGACGCUGUGGAGAAGAAACAGUUUUAUGGUCACACAGCCCGGGUGUUUGCACUUUAUUGCCGUGGAAACUACCUUGCAACUGGAUCAGAUGACAGAUCAGUCCGGCUUUGGGACUUGAAGACUGGCCAAUGUAAAUAUGUUCUGAAAGCUCAUACUUGUGCAGACAUUUGCUUUGAUGACCACAAGGUCAUUACAGCAUCCUUUGACAAUACUGUCGGCAUGUGGGACUGGAACACAGGAGAGAACUUACAGUUCUUCAGGGGACACACUGCAGCAGUGUUUACAGUUGACCACUGUGAUGAAGUGGACACAAUUGUAAGUGGUUCUGCUGACUCUACUCUCAGAAUAUGGAAAAUGUCAUCUGGACAGUGCCUACAGACCAGAUAUGGACACUCAGACUGGGUAAUAAAGGUUAUCCUGAGAAGAGCUGAAGUGGACUCACGGACUCACGCAAAGAACCAGCUUGUAAUACUAAGUAUGGACAAACGUGCGAUCAAGAUCUGGUCUCUCAGCCAUGACUGUGAAAAAUGUUUGGCAACAUUGAAUCCUUUGGAGUCAAAUGAUCACCUACAGCCCCGCCUUCAGUUUGAUGGACAGACCAUCGCUUGUGCCUCAGAAACAGGAAUUCUGCUUUGGGAUUUCAAAACUCUGCAAAUGGCAAGGGUCUUCACCGAGUCUCCUGCCAAAUGGCUGGUGGCCUAUGGACAUAUGUAUAGUCUGGUCAUGGACAUGAACUCGUUGUAUUUGGUAAGAACUAGAAGUGAGGACACUGUAGCGGAAUAUCCUCUUCCGCCUUUCAGAAGGUCUGUGCGCGGCUCAAACUUUACUCCGGGUGAAACCGGCUGGCUGAACGGGGGACUUACCAGGCCCCAAGAAAGCCUUGUUUUCGCCACAAGCAUGCCGGACUACAGUGUUUUACUGUUCAUGCUCAAAGAAAGCACGUGAUGUGGUGUCG